This is a messenger RNA of Nezara viridula (southern green stink bug), 12205 nucleotides long. Lineage: Eukaryota; Metazoa; Arthropoda; Insecta; Hemiptera; Pentatomidae. The record is from the annotation of a GenBank genome assembly.
UAUGCUUAUCAAGGUUAUUAAUGAACCAAAACAAGGUAAACCAAAUAACAUAGUAGAGAAACUAAUCAUAAAACAAACAAGAAUUAUACCAUAUUUACAAAAACUUAGAAACUGGUGUUUAUACCCAAAUGUACUCCAUUUUUUUAGUUCCAGAAACUUCAGACAUUAGAUUUCAAUGAAGAAUGAUAAUUAAUUUCUGUACUGUGACAUGUAGUGAAAGAUUAAAAACAUUUUUUUUUUUUUUUUUUUAGCAUUAAUUCAUUAUCACACAAUUAAAACUAAUAUCUUAUCAACAUACAUUUAAUAAUUUACUGCUACAACCUGUAAUGCCUCUAAGAAAUAAGAAUGAACAUUUAAGUUUCUACUUAAUUACUCGUAAUAGUUCAGAAAAAUAUCUUUUCAAAACCAAGCACUAACCGAUCAAUCAAACAGGUGACAUCAAUCUUCAAAUUCAGAAAAAUCAGUAACAAAAUUAGAAAAUUUAGAUAAAACAGAAAGUUGGUUAAUCAUCUUAUAAAGUUAUUCAUUCAACAGAAUUUGUCUUUUACAUCCAUUUAGUAAACUAAAUAAAUUUGGAACUAAUCUACUAAUAGUAACACUGUACAUCAAUUUAUUAACAGGUGAAAUAUUUGGAGCAUAUGACAAGAAGGGGUUAGAUGUAAACAUCACAAAUAAUACAUAAACAGCACAACAAUCACAAUACAUGUCUGAGAACACAUACCAUAUAAGUAUUUCAGUAAACAAAAUUAAAAACACAUAACAUAACUCACCCCAAUAUGUCGUGCAUUCCUCUAGUUUCUUAAGGACAUUAUGCAACCAAGCAGUAAAUCCAGCAGUGUGAGACCCGAGAAAUAUUGUCAAAUCGUUUUCCAUCUGUUCUCUUGAUUUCUUGUUGGCAAUCAACACCAUCACAUAAUCAGACUUGUAGACGGCCUUCGAUUGCGAUAUUUGCCGGGAGAAACCUUCGGCAAGUCGUUUCGUGUUGCAGCGUUCUAUCUACUGAAGGCGUGUCCUGUCUGGUCCCCACUCCAUCUAUAAUAUACUUCUGACAGAUGUUUAGAUAAACUAGAAGUAGAAUAUGCUGAAAAUAACAAAAGGUUUAAAGAAGAAAAAGAAAGGGAAAAAGAGCAAACACAAGGAGGACGAUCUUUUUGAUUCAGCAGAACUUGAAGAGUACAGGCGCCAACAACAGGAAAAGAAGAAAGAAAGCGGAGAAGGUAACCAAGAAGAAGAAACCACCAAUGCAGAAAGUGAAGAGUGGCUGAAAUUCAAAGCUUUAACUUCGGGCGUUGACGAUAUCCUAAAGAAAACUCAAGGAGACUUAGAUCGUAUUAAAUCAACAAGCUAUUUCCAAAAAAAGCCGCCGGGCCCCAGUCAACCGCCGAAAGAACCCCAACCUUCUACCACCGAGGGAAAAACAGUUAAAAAGAAUAAGUGGGUAGGCUUCGAAGAAGGGGGUGCAGCUAAAGAUGAUGAAUCACAAGAUGAAAAACAACCUGAAUCAAAUGAUAAAGACCAAGAACAACAUGAAGAGCACAUAGAGGAGGAAGAAGAAGAAAGUGAAUUCGAAGAUGACCAAGACGACAUAUUCGAUACCUCAUUCGUGGACGUUGUAGCAAGUGGUGAGGUCAAGCUUGCAUAUGUUCCAGACAGCCCUAUUGAAGCGUUAGCUGGUCCUGACCCCUUUGAUACCUCCAUCGUUGAUAAAGUUAUAAAACUUGAUCCAAAAGAGCAAAAAAGAAGUUUAGUAAACCUUGGUUGUGCAGUUGAAGUUCUCACUGGAAAGCUAGACAAAAGUCCCUGUAAAGAGACAACAGGUACUCCUCGAAAGAGGCCCCAGACACAAGAUCUUCUGUUGGGCAGCUUCGAUGAAGCUGACCUAAAACCAGUUGCAGCUGUCACUGAACCAGAACCCAAGUCUAUUCUUGACGAUGACCCAGUAUUCGAAGAAGAAACAAGUGCAGUAUUAGGAUUGCCACCAGUCACACCUGCAACGGAAAAUAAGUCUAUUUGCUCCGUUCAAAAACAGAAGUCUGCCGGAAAAAAUGUUGUAUUGAAAGAGUUGGUAGAAGAAUUUGUUCCCGCGCUAGGACUAACAGAUGAACAAAGUUCGAAACCUGAGGAAGACGAUUUGGAUGAUGAGUUCGCUAUUCUAGCUGCGGAAUCCUUGUCUAAAAAACCACCUCCUCCAAGACCACAACCACCUUUGGUGAAACCUGAGCUAGGCAACGCGGAAGUUGACGAAGUCGCGUUUAUUCAAGGUGACGACCCAUUUGACACUUCCUUCGCUUCCGAAAUCUUACCCGGAAAGUUCGAAUUAAAACUUAUAGAGAAGGAAAUACUUGAAAAAGAAAUUCCAAUAACUCUUAACUCUGUAGAAGAGAAAAUAAACACUGUUUUAAAAAAUUCCGAAACGAGUGUGAGAGUAGUUCAGAAUACCGUUCAAGAUCCUUUUGACAACCAACUAGAACCUCUGAGCUUGAAGCAUAGAGACUUACUCGGAGGAAGUACAACAGACUUAACGAAGAUAAACCAAUCUCCUAUUGCCCCGAAAAGUCUUAGUGAAGAACCUGAAUUCGAGAUUGGAGAUCCUUUCGAUACAUCAAUAGCCGACGUAUUUGUCGUACCAGGUAAAACUGAAUUGAAAGUGUUAGAAAAAGAACUCCUAGAAAAAAAUCAAUCCGUUUUUAAAGUCGAUGUUGAUAAUGAAUUCGAUCCUAGAGCUGAAGAGAGGUUUUCCGUGAAUAAACAACAUCCGCGUCCUGAUAAUUUAUCAUUUGGGAAACGCUCUUCAGUUCCAAAAGUUGUAGCGUUCGAUGUGGAAUGUCCUGAACAAGAAAGAGAUCUAUUAGCAGUAGGGCAAGAGGAAAAUAUCAAAAUCGGAAAACCUUUAACACCAUACUAUCCCACUCAAUCGAUUCAAGAUAUUAAAAAAUCAGAAGAUAAUGUCGACCCUUUCGACACCUCUCAUAUAACUAAUUGUCCUGGAAAACUAGAAUUGAAAAUAUUAGAGAAAGAGUUAGUAGACGAAGGAAAGCAGUUAAAGCACAGCCUUUCAGAUCCUGAUUUUGAUCCAAGAGGGAUUGAAAAUGCUACACCGCAGCCAGUGAACAAUACGAAAACAGAGCAGCCCGACAUUCUUUCUGAUGAAGUCAUUAUAGAUACUAAACUCCAUACUCCAGUGGCUCCAAAAAAAUUUUCAGAUGAACCACCAGUGCGAGAAGAAGAAAUAGAUCCAUUUGAUACGUCAAUAGCUAACUCUCUCAUACCAGGUAAAGCAGAAAUUAAAAUUUUAGAAAACGAACUCAUUCACAGUCAGGACACAACUCAAGUCGUCGCUGGAACUUCAAUACUCGAAAAGUUGCGGAGAGAUUCGGAGUCUUUCUCAUCUUUACGGAAACUUUCUAUUACAGAAGUUCUUGAACUCCCUCCAGAAGACACUUCUGUAAAGCCUUUAACUCCUAUAUUUCCAUCUUCUUCUUUGGAACAAGACGAAGACACCGAUCCUUUCGAUACUAGCGGAAUAGGAGAAAUCCUUCCCGGGAAAACAGAAAUAAAACUCUUGGAAUCUGAAUUAAUGCUAAAUUAAAUCAAAAAGAUGUCUAACCCAUUUUUAUUCACUGAAGAGGUUGGUACAACCCAACUUAGCAAUUCGAAUGCCAGCUUCAAUCCCUUUCUGGCCGGUAGUGAUGUUGUCAGUUCAGAAAAUGACAACCCAUUUAUGAGUUCUAUCGUUGGAUCACAAAAUGUGUUUGAAUCUUCUACUACAGCCACGAAUCCGUUUGCCCUUGGAACAGAUUCCACGGCAGAAUUAGACUUUUUUUCUACUCAAAACAAUUCUUUAGGGGAAACAUCUAUUAACUACGAAAACAUUUUUUCUAGCCAACCUCAGACAGAGUUGGAUCUAUUUUCACAAGUGCCUUCAGAAGAUCAAAAUCAACUAAUCCAAAAUGAUUUUAUGCCCUCAACAGAUACGUCGACAAAUUUAUUUGGUGGCUAUGAAAGUGGGUAUGAAGAAACUGAUAAGGGACCUCCUAGGAGACCUCCACCGCCUAGGCCUGGUCCACCCAAAGAAACUAAAGACCUCAUACUUAGUGUUACAGGUGCUAUGGAAGCUACAUCAUCCCAUCUUUUGGAUAGGCUGCAGGCAACUAGAACUCCAAGUCCAACGCCUAUGAGGGAUCUUCAUUCACCAAGUCCUACGCAAUUUGGCGACCUUUUGGAAGUAGACGAGCCAAGUGGAAUAACAGGACCAAAAUCUCAACCUCAAGAAGUGAACCUUCUAGGGGAUGACUUUGACUUCACUCCGGCGAAACAAGAAGAGCCAAUUACCAUGAAACGCCCAAGUAUUGGAGAUGGGACUAUGGUACCGAUAACUCCCGUUCCGCUCGAAAAUGAGCACAUCCCUCCGAUAGCACCAGUAGCGAAACCUGCAGUUCCACCAUCAAGACCAGCUCCUCCGUCGAUUCCAGAAAGACCUCGAGUCCCGCCGCAACCACCGAGACCCCAACCACCUAUUCCAAGCAGACCCAAAACACCAGAAAUAACACCAUCCGUUACACCACAACAAAUCGUUUCACCACCUCAGCCCGCAAGUGUUCAAGUAGAGUCAUCGCAAUCUCAACAGAUUGGCUUCGAUGAUGUCUUUGGAAUGAGGAUUCAAUCAGAAGAGGAGCCUACAGUUGUGACUCCAGAUGUUUCAAGAAGCAGUCCUGAUGUGACAGCAACUGCUACUUUGAUCUCAGGAGCAAUCCAUAAAAUACAAACAUCAGCAACAGAGGCAGAAUCCAUAAAAAUACAUGAAACUUCAGAAGAUCCUUUCAAAGAACCGGCAACAUUUGUUCAGGAAGUCAUUCCAACAACUGCAGCUCCUUUAUCACCACUUAUCACUAAUCUGCAGCCUAUUACACCUACUGCCCCACCUCCUACAGCUAAUGUAAUUAACGAGGAAGCAUCAGUCGAUAUUUUCGAUAUUGGCUUUACUGCAGCAGUUACUGCAACUCAACCAACAAUGAGUGACAACUUAUUUGAUGUAGAUCAAACUGAUUCUGCUUUCGGUAGUGAUUCUUCAAACCAACCAGUGACUAAUGAAUUCAGACAAGAAGAACCAAUAUCAUCAGCCCCAGAUUCACAACCAUUUAAUAUAUUUGAUGCUUUCGGCUCAAAUUCAUCUCAACUACCUCAACAAGCUAGACAAGACGAUUUUGACGCAUUUGCAGCUAAGUUUGAAAGUGCUGCGUUGAGUGAUGCAACAGUGAAAGCUGAUCCCUUUGAUCCAUUUAGUUCUAGUUUUCAGAAAGCAGCUGCACCUGCAGAAGAACCAAUGGGAUUCGGUGCAGAAGACAACUUUGACAGUUUCCUUUCAUUAAGGGAGCCGCCUCCGGUACCACAAGGAACGCCCGCAAGGAUAAGCCGAGGCGAAUCAGCUGAAUCUAAUGAAGAUAAUGAUUUCAAUAUUUUUAUCAAGCCAAAAGUAGGAGAAGAUAAAACAAUUAAUGAAAACCUCCCUUCGUUAGCUCCUCCACCUAAAAGUCCGAGCCAAACCAAUGCUUUCCAAGAUACCAGUCCAAGAUUCAAUCCAUUCGAUAAUACUCAAGAAGUGCCCUUCGCAGCAACAGAAAAUAUAUUUGCACAAGCUGUUUCAAACGAAGAACCUAGAAUAGGACGGACUGAUUCACAAGAAACUCCACCAACUCCGUUGUUUGACGAGGAUGUUUCUCAGCCAUUAGAAGAUUUUCCAAGAAUCCAUUAUGAUGGAUCAGGAUGGGAAAUGCAACUGAGGCAACCAAACAAGAAAAAAAUUACUGGACAAAGGUUUUGGAAGAAAAUAUUUAUCAAACUUGUAUGUCAGGGAGAGAGUCCAGUUUUACAAUUGUUUAACAGUAAAGAUGACAAAGACCCUUUCCAAGAACUGCCAUUACAGCCAUGUUAUUCAGUGUCAGAAAUUGGAGCCCAACAAUAUGACCAAUAUGGUAAAAUAUUCACUGUGAAAUUGCAGUUUAUAUUUUAUAAAGAACGCCCAGGAGUACGUCCCGGACAAGUGACAAAAGCGGAAAGAAUAACUAACAAAUUGAGCCAAUUCGCUGCUUAUGCAAUCCAAGGAGAUUAUCAAGGAGUGAAAGAAUUCGGCUCAGACUUGAAAAAAUUAGGUCUACCUGUAGAACAUGCACCGCAGAUUUCACAACUCUUUAAAAUUGGAUCACAAAAUUAUGAAGAUAUGAAGCAGUUUAGUAUGUGCGUUGAAGAAGCUCUAUUUAGGCUGACUGCUCAUAGGGAUCGUGCUCUCGUUUACAAAAUGGAAGAAGUUCAAAUCACCACUGUUGAUGAGCUGUAUGUUGAACAAAAUGCUAAUGGAGGAGUGGACAAACAAAUCGCUAGGGUCAGGCUAUUCUUUUUGGGUUUCCUUUCAGGAACUCCAGACGUAGAACUAGGAGUAAAUGACCUCGUAAGGCAGGGGAAAGAAGUAGUAGGUCGCCACGAUAUUAUACCAGUUGUAACUGAAGAAUGGAUAAGACUGGAAUCAGUAGAAUUUCACAGUUGUGUUCAGCAGGAUGAAUAUGAGAAAACAAGAACGAUAAGGUUUAAACCACCAGAUGCUUGUUACAUUGAGUUAAUGAGAUUCAGAAUAAGGCCACCAAGAAAUAGGGAACUUCCUCUCCAGCUCAAAGUUACAUUUUGUAUAACAGGAAAUAAGGUGGAAAUUCAUGGAGAUAUUUUAGUACCAGGAUUUUCAAGUAGAAAGCUAGGACAGAUUCCUUGCGAAGAUGUCAUGGUAAGGAUUCCUAUACCGGAGUGCUGGAUAUACCAAUUUCGAGUUGAAAAACACUUCCGCUACGGCUCAGUUAAAUCAGCUCAUAGAAGGACAGGAAAGGUAAAAGGCAUUGAAAGGUUUCUUGGAGCAGUGGAUAAUUUGGAGGCAUCUUUGAUGGAAGCUACAUCAGGAGUUGCAAAAUACGAACAUCAGCAUCGAUCUAUCGUUUGGAGAAUGCCUCGCUUGCCAAAAGAGGGACAAGGAGCGUAUACAACACAUAACUUAGUGGUGAGGUUGCAGCUUACCUCGUAUGAUCAGGUUCCCGACGAGUUGGCCAACUACGCUUAUGUUGAGUUCACAAUGCCAGCUACGACUGUCUCUCACACUACUGUCAGAUCUGUGUCCAUACAGAACAGCGACAGUGAUUCGCCGCCUGAGAAGUAUGUCCGUCACCUGUCCAGGCAUGAAUACAGAGUUGAAAUAGAGCACACUCAUGGAGAAGGGCCUGGAGACUACAUAGCAGCUACAGUUACAAAACCAGCACCAAUAACGGAAGAACCCCGCCCACAACCACAACCGGCGGCCCCACCUCCAGCAUCUGACAGUGAUUCCGACAGUGGAUAAGGAAUCAAUAAUUUAUUGAAGCAUUUUCUAUCAACUUCCUUUGUACAGUCGUAUUUUUGUAUUAUAAUAUUAUUGAUGACUACUUAUUAAGUCAGUUUUCAUGUGGCUAGACAAUAGAUUUAUCCAAUAUAAUUUACUAGAUAUAAGCAUAAAAGUUUAAAGUAUAAAUACAUUAAUUUACUAUUAGAUUAAGUAUGACUAUUCAUAAAUUAAAUAUUGGUAUCUGUUAAGUGAAGAUAAGUCAUUUUGUAUAAUUUUAAGGACUAUGAAACAGCAUACAAUCGCAGCAAGCAAUACUGAAAUAUUAAUUAGACUAUGGAAUUUUAUCUACUCUAUCAUAAAAAAAAAAAAUAAUUGAACAAAGUCGUUGCAACAAAAUGGCCUCAUAAAGAAUUUAAAAAUUUAUAUGGAUGUUACUAAAAUAAUUUUAAACUAUGGUAACACUUAAGCUUGGAUAAGAUAUGGAAAUUUCUGUUGGCUGCUAGAGAUGACAUUAAAGAAGAGAUACUAGUCCAUCUCUUAAUAAAAUGAAAAAGCAUUCUUCAACGGUUAUAGCCUGAGAUAUUAUAUAAAUAUUUAGAUAGCUUAAGAAUGUUUUUUUUUUUCUUUUAUCUACAAUUUAUUGGUAUACUGGGAAGUCAUUUAAGAUAUUUUCUUCGAAGAACUUUUAAAGAGUUGAUUUAUAGUAAGAGACUGGGUUUUUGUUCAAUAAAAUACUCAAAGUACAAGUUGAAUAAAAAUCCAUUACACUUAAAUAAUAAUGACUAAGUAACAUAAUAAAAUAAUAAUGACCAUCCCUAAUAAAUUUUUAAAGUUCUACAUGUACAUUAAUUACCAACUGUUUGUUCAAAGCUUAAAAAUACAUUCUUAGUUCAUAAUUGACUGAUAUCUUUUGUUUGUACAUUAUUAAAUAAUAUAAUAAUUCAAACUUAACUAAUUCAGAAAAUAUAGAUCUGCCUCUUUGACUAUUAAAUAAGGUCUUAUAUAAAUAACUUUUCCCACAUGUGGUACAAUAAAGGCAGUAGAAUAGUUUAUCAGUAAUUGAUGUCAUAGAUAAAGUCUGCUUUGUAUUGUGUAAAUUAUAAACAAGUUGUAAUAUGUAAUGUAUCGUUUAUUACUAAUUUUCCUCAGCUCUGAUAAAUAAACUACAUUGAACGCACAUUAAAAUACAAAUAUUCUGUCAAUAAAUGUCAUAAAUAUUUUAUAAAGUUAAAUAUUUUUAUGAGUCGUAAAUAAAAUUUCAACUUUAAUUUGAGCAUGAAAAUGUUGAAGAAAAGCUGGAUUGGUCAAACGAAAAGUGUAUAUUAAUUAUUUAUAUAUUAAAUAAUAUAUUCUUGUAACUUUAUUGAGUAAAUAAAAGAAAAAUAAGAACUGACAUAGCCCUAAACAGAUGGACAAUACAUGUACGUUUUCCUUUUAGAGAAAUAAUAGUCAGUACUGAACCUUGGAUUAGAACAGUCGACUUUAUUAUAGUAUAUAUUACUUAUUAAAUCAAGUUUACACAAUCUGGAUUGACCAAGUAUAUUUCUAGCAUUAAAACCAAAGGUAUAAUGAAAAGAGAAGAUUGCCAAGUUCUCCAGGGUUCCGUAUAAUUGUUUGCAUGAAAGAGCAACCCCUUGCAUAGAAUAGCUUUAUAAAUGUGUUAAUUUAAACAAGAAAAUGCUGGUUUUAGGGUUCACAAUGUUAGUUUUAAUUACUGACUUUUGUAUUAUAAAAUAUGGGAUCUAAGAUAGUUGAUAGAGUUAAUUGUGUUUAUAAUUAAACAAAUCCUAAGCUUAUGUAAGUAAAACUAUAAAAAUAAGUUUGAUAUUGUUUUAAUUUUUUACAAUGUAAAAGUUUUUAUGAUUGGUUGCCGCAUCUCACUAGCAAUAGGCGUACCAUUUGCAUUUCGUAUGAUAUUUAAUAUGGGCAAGAGCCGUAAUAUAAAAUUUUGUGCGCGCUUGACUGUCUUUGUAUAUAAGCAUUUUUUUCUAACUUGCUAAACGAGUGCCUCUUCCAAUCGCUUCCUUAUUAUAUUUAACCCGGUUGAACUGUUCUAUCUCGACACUCCAAUAAAAAAAUACAGGACGAUCCUUUUAGCAGAAACUGUAAUAGACUAGUCUGGAGGAUUGUAAGCUUCUUUAUAGUCUUCUUUCACAGCAAUAAUUUUUUCAAAGAUUCAUUUAAAAUUUUUAAGGACUCAUUUCUCCACUAAAAUGAUCCACAUCAAAUAAAUGUUCUAUUAAUCAGGCUGUAUUAAAGGUUUUUUUGACUAAAAUAAUAUUGUUCAAUCAUUAAUACUACAAGGGAUAUUUCAACUAUUAAGAUUGUAAGACCUUCAUGCAUGUUGGCUUAAAAGCAAUAACUGAGCAUUACUCAGUCCUUUCCAAAAAACUUUGUUAUCAACAUUUAAUAUUCAUAUUUAGUUUACAUAUUAAUUUUAAAUUUUGAUAUAGAAAUAACUAACAAGGAGCUACAGAUAAUACUUAAUAGUGGUUAUUAAGGUCCUCAAGUUGAGCAAGACCCCAAAUGUGGACAAUAAAUGGAAAAUUGUAUUCGCUUGCCCUAAAUGAAAUAAAUUAAAAUUGUUUCUGUAAAUAAUGAAAUAAAAUGUUUAAUUAAUAACUAUUCCUGACUUUAGUUUUCAGAAAUGCUUCUUGAAUUAUCAACCAUCUAGAAAAUUAUAUUAUACUUUAGAAUUAUGAAUAUAUCGUUUAUACAAUUAUAUAUAUAUAUUUUAUUUUUUUGGUUGGCUCUACAGACCUUGUAGAUCUUUGGCCACCUUCUUCACCUCUGCCUAUCUUGGGCUACUGCUUUCCAGUUUGCGGCAUGAAGCUCAGCCAUAUCUUUUUUUAUACUAUCUAUCCAUCUGGUUUUUGGCCUCCCACAUGGUCUCUUGUCUACUACUCUGGCAUUCAUUGUCAUGUAAAGGCCUGAUGGAUUGCCACGAGCUACAUGCCCAGCCCAUCUUAACCUCAUUGCCUUCAUGUCAUGAGAUAUUGACUGACCCGUUUCUUUCAGCAGUUCUUUAUUUUCCUUCUCCUCCAUGUGUCAAGGUUCCGGUCUCAUAGAGGUCCUGUUAUCCUACAUAGAACUUUUCUUUCAAAUUACAAUAAUAUAUAUACAUAUAAUUAAUAGUCAAUGGAUGCCACUAAUACAGCCUGUUUCAUAAACACCAAAAUAAAAUUCAUAAUUUCAUGUUAAUAAAGAAAUUUUUUAGAUCAGAUAAAUAUAUUGGACUCAUUAAGUUAAGAUUUUUUUUUUAAAUAAGUAAGAUAAUUAAUUUGAGAAAAUGAAGCAAUUCUACAAUUACAAUUCUUACAAACCACAUGUGUAUAAGAUCUGUUAUAAUUUUUUUUUUUAUUAUUCUUACAAUGAUUGCAGGCAUUAUACCUACAAUCAUGCAUCUCACUAAGAGCCCAUUAUGUUGUUUCAUAAAUGUAUCAUCAAGAUCUGAUAAAAUAAUGAAUGUAAUAAAUGUUUUAUGGACAAUUUUUGGGUAAUCUUCUUUUUCUUCCUUCUGACCCACUGAUCUUGACCUAAGAAUCUGUAUUUUAGAUGAUAUUAAAGUACAAUUUUUCUCUGAAAAGAUGCCAUAAAGCUAAAAGUUACCUCCUUUAUGCAAAAAAAGAGGUUUUUUAAAUGUUUAAAUAAUAAAUAGAUUUGUAAGUGUAGAAUUAAGUUUGUAAACCACAAAAGUAUUACAAGGUUGUAUUCCCUUCAAAUACACAUUGACCUUAACCGACUGUACAUAUCUAGGAUAAAUCAAGAAGUUGUUAUUAUUUUAGGUUUACCUGCAUUAGGUUAAAUUUUAGUUAUCUGUAUAUUAGUUAUUUUCUUCAAAUUUGUACAUUUGUUUGUUGUUGAUGAUGAUAUCAAAGACUAUAUUUGUUAUUAUAUAAAUACCAAUGUAGAAGACCUUAUUUUAUAUAUAGUGAGAAAUUAUUUUCCUAGAAUGUAAGUGUAUCAAAGAAAGUGAACAUGUAAAUAUGUGGAAUGGAGUCAUGAUUAUAUUAUGAAAAAUCAAUGGUAUUACAAUCUUUUGUAUAUAUAUAUCACAAUACAUAUAACCAACACAGGAUGUGCAGACAGCAGAUAAAUUUUGCAAUAAACUAUAUAGUUUCAAAUACUUUCCUAGAUGCCUACAAAUGUUACAUUUUGUGCUAAUGGGUCUCUAAUUUAAGGAUAUUAUAGUUAUUAGCAAACAGAAAAGAAUAUAUAUAUAUAUAUAAAUAUGAAUGAAUGUAUGUUAGUUAUUAAGUUAUAAUCUUAGCUGUGUAUGUUAAUUUAAGAAAUACAAAAAAAAAAAAAAGGAAAAGGAAAGAAUGAAGAAGAAGAAGAAAAUAAAGAUGGAAGUGAGAAAAUUAUAUCUUUUAUUUGAAGCAAAAAUAUAUCACUCAAAAUAUAUUUCCAUUACAACCUGGCAAAUGAGUAUUAUAUAUUUUAUGGCUAGAAAAAUGUAUGAAAUUGUAAUUAAUAAAAGCAAAAUUUAUUGUGAAUAUAGACAUAUUUAUUUAUUUUACUUCCACAACAGGCAUGCUCCACUUCAUUGUAACAUAUGCCACAAGGAAGGGCUCCACAUACUGAGGAAGGUGGAAAAUAAAUAAAUAUAAGUAGUGAAGGCAGGGGUGCCCAUCCCCCUCCCCUCAAGAUUGAUAGCGCAAGAAUCCCUCCCUCAGGAUAUUCACCUUUUCUUAAAAAUAGAGCAAGCUAAGGUAGAAUUAGAAAAAUUAUAUUUCAUACACAAUUACACUUGCUGCGGUCUGUUUUCCCAUGUUUUUCUCUUGUUCCUUAGUAUGAAACUUUUCAUUCCGAAAACCCUGCCAAAAUGUGCCCCCCUCGAAAAUUCAA